AGCAGUUCUAAACUUACAAUAUAUCCAGAAAGUUAGCAUUCCUGUAACUUAAUUCCCAAUGGCACCAACACCCCAAUCCGCCGAAGAAGAGCAGCGCCGAUCAGCUAACUAUCAUCCCACUAUUUGGGAUCCCACUGCCAUCAAAUCCUUCACUACUCCAUACACUUAUGAACUCUAUGGUACGCAAUUGGAGGAUCUGAAACAAAAAGUUGGAAAAUUGCUUGGCUCGACGAAAGGCAUAGCUUCCUUGUUAAAGCUAAUUGAUUCGUUGAAGAGGCUUGGAGUGGCCUACCAUUUUCAGCAACAGAUUCAACAGGCUUUGGAUCAACUGAAUGUAGAUCAAAAUCUUGUCUCCUACGAUCUUUCCACAGUUGCAGUGCGUUUUCGACUCCUACGAGAGAAUGGUUAUCCCGUUACUGCAGAUGUGUUGGCUAAAUUCAAAGGUGGAGAUGGGAAGUUCAUGAGUGGAGACGUUGAGGAGCUUUUGAGCUUGAACGAAGCUUCAUUCAUGGCAAUACAAGGCGAAGAAAUCCUGGAAGAAGCCAAAUGUUUUAGCAAUCAAAGUCUCAAGAUUUUACUAGGAAAAAUGGAGGAAGUUAAGGCUAAGCAAAUUGUACGGUCAUUGGAAGUUCCACUUCAUUGGAGGAUGGAAAGGGUCGAAGCACGAAACUUCAUUGACUCCUACGCCAUGGAUGAUUCAAAGAGCUCAGUUUUGCUCGACCUUGCUAAGUUAAACUACAAUCUUGUCCAAUCAGCUUACCAGCAAGAACUGAAACAACUUGCAGAGUGGUGGAGGGAAUUGAACUUCAAGGAGAAGCUUAGUUUCAGCCGAGACCGUUUGAUGGAAAUAUAUUUCUGGGCUACUGGUUUGAGCUUCGAGCCCCAAUAUGCGAAAUGCAGGAUCUGCUUCACUAAAUAUGCAUGCCUAGCAACCGUAGUCGAUGACAUCUACGACAUUUACGGAUCACUCGACGAACUCGAACGUUUCACCAAAGCUGUCACAGGGUGGGAUGUGAAGGCCGUCCAAGAACUACCAGAGUACAUGAGAGUAAUGUUCUCGGCCAUGUCGGACUUCACUAAUGAAUUAGCCCAACAGACCAUGAAUGACCAUGGCCUGGACGUUCUGCCAUACAUCAAAGAACAGUGGGCUAUACUCUGCAGAGCACAUAUCACAGAAGCCAGAUGGUUUUACGGAGGUCAAACUCCAACUUUUAAUGAAUAUAUAGAAAAUGGAUGGGUUUCAAUUGGAAGUCUUGGAGGGUUGGUUCUUCUUUGUUUUGUGGAGGUAGACUCCAUUGCUGAUCGGUUUCCGAAUUGUCUCGAGGAUUAUUCCCAGUUGUUUUACUGGUCAUCUCUCGUUACUCGACUCAGCGAUGAUCUUGGUACUUCCAAGGCGGAGAUGGAAAGAGGGGACAUACCGAAGGCGGUGCAGAGUUACAUGAUCGAAAAAGGAGUAUCGGAAGAAGAAGCAAGAGAUCACGUAAAAGAACUGAUAAGCUAUGCGUGGAAGAAGAUGAAUGAAGAAGUUGUGGAUAAUUGUUUCCCUCAAGUGAUGGUGAAUUUAGCUAAGAACAUGGCUCGAACUGCGCAAUGCAUGUACCAGCAUGGCGAUGGAGUUGGGACAUCAACCGGUGUCACUAAAGAUUGUAUUGUUUCAUCUAUUCUUAAGCCUAUUCCAUUUUAGAUUACAAAUAAUGUGCGUGUGUUUUCGAUUUCAAUAUUUGGUUUAAUGCAAAAAAAUGGACGUGUUGAAUAAAGAGUUUGGGAUUCAAUAUU
This is a messenger RNA of Hibiscus syriacus, 1776 nucleotides long. RefSeq names its product probable terpene synthase 9. Gene Ontology annotation, molecular function: terpene synthase activity; magnesium ion binding. The transcript has 7 exons. The record is from RefSeq and is a predicted model, not a curated record. Lineage: Eukaryota; Viridiplantae; Streptophyta; Magnoliopsida; Malvales; Malvaceae. Gene Ontology annotation, biological process: diterpenoid biosynthetic process. Bases 59 to 1684 code for a protein of 541 amino acids.